Molecule: messenger RNA, 822 nt
Organism: Symbiodinium sp. CCMP2456
Lineage: Eukaryota; Dinophyceae; Suessiales; Symbiodiniaceae
Source: the annotation of a GenBank genome assembly
AUGGGCUUGGGCGCCUUUGCCAAUGCAGCCUCCACUGCGUGUGACUACGGCAGGAUUGCACGCAUUAAUAAGAGGCCAGUGACUAACAGGGAGAGGCAGAUCUGCGCCAGUACCGCCUUUGGCAUCAUGCUACAGACUGAGCUGUUGAUUGGCGCCCUGAAUGUGCCGGCCAACUGCGUUGCAAACAUUGCCGUCUUCAAUGGGGCGCUAUCCGUCCUGAUGCAGUCCACGCUGGCUGGUGAUGCGGUUUGCAACAAGAAGGGCAGCAUCGACACGCGGGUGAACAAGCAGAUCGCAAGGUUUGAGAAGAAGAAGGACAGGGCCAAGAUUGAGGCCACCCAGUUCUUGAAGCGUCAGGGCUAUGAUGUCGCGGUACUUCCACGACCUCCCGCCAUUUCAAACAGAGCGGUCUACAGCUCCAUCAACCGAUGCGUCUUCCAGACCAUCCUGGGAACCACUUUCGUCAUGAAGGCUGCCAUCCUGCUGGGUGAUUCAACCAUUCACUGCUACCCAGGAACCGACCUGCAGCGCGUUUGCGCUGUUGACAUCAUGGGUCUGUUCGCUGUUCUGUCCUUGGCGGUCCGAUUCCUUUCAUUCGCUGGGGACUCCUGCAUCGACAUCAUCGGCCGCACGGACGACACUGCUCUGUGUGUGGGCCUGUGGGCUGGCGUUCCUGGUGGUGUCCUGGGUAUGGCAGCAGCUGGAACCAAUCUGGAAGCUGCUUGCAAGACAGCCUUUGGAAAGUGGGUUCCAGAAGACUGGCCUUACGAAGGAGCGAACAUGUUGCCCUCGGAUGACUUUGCUGCGCUUGCUGAUGCAUGA